AUGAGCUCCCAGCUCAGGGACAUCUUAGUGCUGCUGCCUACCUGGCAACAACUGCGGCUGUCAGUGGAGGUCACAGCCACAGGACAAGAGCUCUUCCAGCAAGUGUGUUACAUAACAAACAUUCAAGAAGCCCACAUUUUUGGCCUCAGCGUGGUCAGAAACGACGACGAGUAUGUGUUCCUGGAUUUGAAGCAAAAGCUCAGUAAAUACUUCUCGAAGGACUGGAAGAUGGACGCGGACCAAAGGGAUAAGAUAUCCAGGGCGCCCUUUAUCACCUUCUUCAGAGUGCAGUUCUACGUGGAGAACGGGAGGGCCAUCAGUGACAAGACAGCCCGGUACCUAUACUACUGCCACUUGAAGGAACGGGUACUGAGGUCCCGGUGUGUACUCAGAGAGGAGGCCUACUUUCUGCUGGCUGCCCGUGGGUUACAGGCCGACCUGGGAAACUACCAGGAGUCGGUCCACGUGGGCAAGUACUUCGAGCCACACGCCUACUUCCCACAGUGGAUUAUCAACGACAGGGGAGCUGACUACAUCCUCAGGCAUGUGCCUGCCAUGCACGGUGAGCUGCGGGGCCUGAGUCCCAAGGAGGCCAUACUACGCUUCAUCAGGGAGGCCUGCCGGCUGGAGGAUGUUCCUGUCCACUUCUUCAGGCUGUACAAGGAAAAGAAGGAAGAUGACCCUACCAUCCUCCUGGGGCUCACUCUGAAAGGAGUGUGCAUCUACCGGAGGAAGAAGCUGGAAAUCCACCCAGAAGGGUUUCUGGCAAUGCAGAAGCUGCUGUUCUACACGGGCUACACCUGGCGCUCCCGCUACCUGCUGCAACUACUUCGCACCACACACCAGCUGCACCUCAGCCUGCGGCCUGUGCUGCAGUGGCUACAACAGCUGGAGGAGGCAGAAGAGAAGAAAUGCUACCGGGAAUCCUACAUCAGUGACCCACUGGAGCUGGACCUGAACCCAGGCAGCAGGAAUUUCCUGGACAACGAGGACAGUAUGGACAGCAGACAACGAUCCCUUCCCUCCCUCUACUCCGAGGGCCAUGGCAGCUCCCACACAGUAGGCAUCAGGCUCAACUCCCUGCAUGGGGAGCGCGAGAUGUGCGUGGAUGGGCCUACAGGGACCGAGAGGCUCUGGGGGACAACACCAUCCAGGAGUCCCUGGAGCAGCUUCAGCAGCCAGGACACAUGCACUGACUGCAGAGAGUCUUGUCCAAGCAAAGGGCAGCUGGUGUUGGUCUCUGACGUCGAGGUUGGGGAGGCAGAGGCCAACCACGGGGGUGACCAGUAUCUCCACAGCCUGGACACCGUGUGCCUGCACCAGUCUUCCCAGAACCUUCUGACUACACCGGGGGCAGGGCUGCUGGUGCCCCCUAGAGGCCUGCUGAAGAGUCGCCCCCCGCGGGAGUUUGUGGUGUAG
This is a messenger RNA of Phodopus roborovskii (desert hamster), 1419 nucleotides long. RefSeq names its product FERM domain containing 1 (gene Frmd1). Gene Ontology annotation, biological process: positive regulation of hippo signaling. The coding region runs from base 1 to 1419 and encodes 472 amino acids. Lineage: Eukaryota; Metazoa; Chordata; Mammalia; Rodentia; Cricetidae. The record is from RefSeq and is a predicted model, not a curated record. The transcript has 11 exons. Gene Ontology annotation, cellular component: cytoplasmic side of apical plasma membrane; cytoskeleton.